UCUUUCCAGGGAUUCCUGAGGCUGGAAGGAAUAUGACCCUGCAAUGCUCUGUCCAAGAGGGGAACCUGGUCCAGUACAGCUGGUACAGAUGUGAGCAACCUCUGGCUAACGGAGUCAACUAUCGACUGUCACACAACAACAGCACUUUGACUCUGCUAAAGACACAGGGAACCGAUGUUGGCACUUACAGGUGUAAGGUGACAAACCGAAUCAGCAGCAAGCACACAGACUUUGUCCUGCAGCUCUGCUCAGGAGCAAAACCAGUCACCACACACUAUGGAUAUAUUGGUUAUGGAGGGUAUCCUGGGUACAUUGGUUACAUAAUCAUCAUUCUCUUCUGUUACCGCUGCAAGACACGAGCAGUGAAAGCCCCUGAGGAGAGAGACGUAAUUUAUGAAAACAGCCAUGUAAAGCAAAAGCUCUCUCUAACUGCUUCAGCUGAGCCGAAGGUUCUGUGGAAGACACAGAUGAGCAAUAGAAGGGGAAGAUAAUGCUGGGUUUUCUGCAAAGUGCAGCACCUCUCACCGUGACCUGGCCUUGCAGCUUUUACUGCUAACCCGCUUUAUUCAGCCUGUUUUAGGGAGUGUAUUUACGUAACUUUCAUCAUCACUUGGAGACACUCGUGGUUUAGUUCCGCUCAGUUCCAAGUAUUGUGACCAAAGUUACUGGUUGAGUUGUUAACAGUAGCAGAGUAACUUCUGUUCAGAUCCAUUAUCCAGACUGUUACAAUUAACACAAGGUGGCUUAGAAACUUUUGACAAAACAAAAUCUUGAAGAACAAAAGAAUUGCUGGAUAAACCUCUCCUGGGUCCCAACUGUCACAAUAUUUGAUGGCAUGUUUAUGUUACAGAGCCGUAUUACUCACACUAAUGUGUAGCACCUCUGACACCAAUUCGAUAUAACUAGAGCAUGAUUUAUUACCCCCACAUGUUUGUAGCACCUCCAUAUAAAGGCCAGUAUUCCAUCAGCCUCUUUGAUUAUUCAGCGUGCCUUUUUGUAACAUCUUACUGGUUUAUGUAGCUGGAAACCAAGUCCAUUGUUUCUAGCUUUUUAUAAAGAGUCAUAUUGUCACAGAAUGGUUAAAACAGAGGAGAAGCACUUCCAGUCCAUCGUCCUUGUGCUGACUCCCUGCAGAAGCAACUCAACUAGUUUCAUACAAACAUAUGAACCAGGAGCAGGAGUAGGCCAUUUGGCCCCUAGAGCCUGCUCUACCAU
This is a messenger RNA of Carcharodon carcharias (great white shark), 1215 nucleotides long. RefSeq names its product carcinoembryonic antigen-related cell adhesion molecule 5-like. The record is from RefSeq and is a predicted model, not a curated record. The coding region runs from base 33 to 491 and encodes 152 amino acids. NCBI's taxonomy places the organism in Eukaryota, Metazoa, Chordata, Chondrichthyes, Lamniformes, Lamnidae. The transcript has 3 exons.